AUGAAGCGACCAUUCUUCACCAAUUCACUGGUGAUCAACAACCGCGCCAGGAUCGUCUGGCUGUGGCUGCACGGCAUGUCAGCAAGAGAAAUAUCCUUAGUGACGAGGUUCAGCGUAUCUACGGUGUACAGGGUCUUAGGUUUCAGUGUAAUCCUAGAUGUAGAGGCGCUUUUCUCCCACGACCCUCAACUACCACAGGACAGUCUUUUGCACGACCCCAGUGCAGCCGCUCCCCAACCACCAUCACAACACCAGUCAACUGAGAAUUCUGUACGUCAACACCUGACACCACAAGAUCAAUUCACAAGAGACAACCUCCAGCAGGGGCUGUGGGGAGACUCAAGAACCACCUGCCGGGGACUUAUUCUCGACCUCACCUCCAGCAACAACGCCACUCACCUCGCCCUCAGGUUGGUGGAGAUGUCUGGACUGUGGCGGCUGCCGGAGACGGUGGUGAUAGCCAUAGGUGGGAGGGCGGGGGUGAGGGCCGUGCUCCUCCACCACAGUCUCCGCAACACUGUCCACGCCCUCUACCUCGCCCUCCACCACGACCUCUACCUCGCCCUCAACCACGACCUCUACCUCGCCCUCAACCACGCCUCUCUUCACACCCUUCCACCAAAUCUUCACUCACUCCUUGGGAAGCUGUUUACCCACGAUGGUCAGGUCAAGCAAGUGUCUUAA
Molecule: messenger RNA, 684 nt
Organism: Procambarus clarkii (red swamp crayfish)
Lineage: Eukaryota; Metazoa; Arthropoda; Malacostraca; Decapoda; Cambaridae
Source: RefSeq, a predicted model, not a curated record